AUGACUCAGGACGUAUCCCUAGACAGCGCGAUGCGUCGUCUUAAGCAACACGUCUUCAAGAAUCGCAUCCGUGUGAAAGAGUUUCUGAUGGACUUCGACAAACUAAACUCCGGUUAUGUAUUUCCAAAUCACUUCCUCAGCGCGCUGAGCAUGGCUGGCAUCGACCGGUACCUCAGCGCGAAGGAGAUUGAGCUUAUCUGUGAACAUUACAAAGUGCAACGGGAUGCCACUCUGGUCAUGGUGGACACGCGGUCCUUCAUCCACGACGUCGAGCUCGUGUUCACGAUACCGUACUUGGAGAAGGACCCCCUCACCAACGUUCCCCCCGAGCCCUCCGAGCUCCUGGACCGCACCCGCUACCUCAAGUCCUCGCGCAUCCUGCCCAACCCAGAUGACGAGGCCAAGGUCAUGGCGCUGCUGGACCGCCUCAGCGAGACCACGCUCAAGAGGGGACAGCCUGUCAAGGCGUUCUUUGACGACGCUGCCCAAGACGACCACUCAGCUAAGCUGUUUGGCCACGUGACAGUGCCGCAAUUCCGGCAGGUCCUGACCACCAAGUUGGACUGGGUGGUUUCGGACCCCGAGGUUAUGCUGCUGGUGGCCAAGUUCCGGCACGAGGACAAACCCGAGUUCGUCAACUACAUCGCCUUCAGCUGCACCGUGGAUCCCCCGGACAGGACCGUCAGGACGUUGAUGGCGUUCGUAGUGGUGUGGGUGCGCGCUCUGGGCGAUGAGUGGGCGGAUAGGCUGUCCUGCACCGCACCGUACCGCAUCCUGUACCGCAUCCAAUCAACCUCUGUGUGCCGCAUCACAAUUCGGCAGUUACGGCGGCAUGUCGGGGUGGGGAUUGGGAAGGGUGGUGGUUUGGCAUUGGUAAUGGAAUGGGUGAUGGUGGGAUAUGAAUUUAGGGGAAAGGGAUCUGGAGAUCUGGGCGGUGCUGCACGUGCAUACAAAGCUGCUUGGCCAGGUGGUGGUGCCGCGUGCUUUCCGACAGGAGCCGUCUCCUGGUUCUCCGGGACAAAGCACCCAAGGCAGGUCAAAUUGUAG
Volvox carteri f. nagariensis is the source of this 1047-nucleotide messenger RNA. RefSeq lists its product as uncharacterized. The record is from RefSeq and is a predicted model, not a curated record. The transcript has 9 exons. The coding region runs from base 1 to 1047 and encodes 348 amino acids. Lineage: Eukaryota; Viridiplantae; Chlorophyta; Chlorophyceae; Chlamydomonadales; Volvocaceae.